This is a messenger RNA of Dioscorea cayenensis subsp. rotundata (Guinea yam), 1146 nucleotides long. Its product is annotated as kelch-like protein 8. Bases 10 to 1119 code for a protein of 369 amino acids. The transcript has a single exon. NCBI's taxonomy places the organism in Eukaryota, Viridiplantae, Streptophyta, Magnoliopsida, Dioscoreales, Dioscoreaceae. The record is from RefSeq and is a predicted model, not a curated record. Gene Ontology annotation, molecular function: protein binding.
UUAUAAUUAAUGGGCUCUUUAGCAUCAAUCCAUGGAAGCCAACACCGGAUAUAUGCAACAUUCUGUCUCCGAUCAUCGUGUAGGAGCACAAAGAACAAGUAUUGCAACAGGCUAGAGUUCUACAACCCGUCCGACAACUCAUGGCGAUGCGCCGGACCGAUCCCGGGAAUUCCAGAGAACCACACACUGAAAGGCUUCGCCAUGGUAUCAAUAUCCAACUUCAUCUACAUCAUUGGUGGCAAGCUUUGCAAGAAAGAGAACAAAGAUCAAGAACGAGACAUCACCGUCCGAGUUGAAGUUCUCCGGUACGACGUGAACACAAGAGAGUGGUCAACAUGCACGCCGAUGACCACCCCGAGGUUCAACUUUGCAUGUGCAGUGUGUGAUGAGAAAGUGUACGUGGCCGGAGGACAGUGCACAGUGUUGACAGCGCGUGGGACGGCGUCAGCGGAGGUUUAUGAACCGGGACGAGACAGGUGGGUGGAGUUGCCGGGGAUGAGCCGGCUGAGAUACAAAUGUGUCGGAGUUGUGUGGAAAGGGAGGUUUCAUGUGAUCGGAGGGUUUGUGGAAAGAGGAGAUGAUGGGACUGUGAUGCCGUUUGUGGUGGAAAGGAGCUCGGUGGACGUUUAUGAUGAGGAACGGUGUGAGUGGGAGUUGAUGCCGGGAAUGUGGCAGUUGGACGUGCCGCCAAACCAGAUAGUGGCAGUUGGUGAAAGGUUGUUUAGUUCUGGAGACUGUUUGAACUCUUGGAAAGGUCAUGUGGAAGAGUAUGAUGGGAAGUUGGGAAUAUGGAGUGUGGUGGAGAGAUCACAGAGUGAUAGGUUGAAUGAGUUGUUGAUGUCAUCAUCAUCAUGGGAAGGGAGGAUGGAGAGGGUGUAUGUGACAAUGGGGGCAAUAGGGAUGAGGUUGUAUUUUCUUGGAGGGUAUAGGAGAGGGGAAGAGUGUGUGAAGAUGGUUUAUACUUUUGAUAUGGGAGUGGAAGGGAGGGAAGGGUGGAGGAGUUUGGAGCCUUUGGUUGUUUUGGAUCAUGAGGAGGAGGUCAUGGAGGAGGAGGAGGAGGAGGAAGAAGAGGAGUGUGUUAUGGAGCUUUGUAGUCAUUGUUGUGUUGUUCAAUUGUGAUGCUUGUUAGUGUGUGGUAUUGUGCAU